Molecule: messenger RNA, 1095 nt
Organism: Symbiodinium sp. CCMP2592
Lineage: Eukaryota; Dinophyceae; Suessiales; Symbiodiniaceae
Source: the annotation of a GenBank genome assembly
AUGACGACGCCGGCAGCGCUAGUCAAGGAGAUGUUCGGACAGGAUUUGCCCUCACUCGCGACGACGCCAAUGGAGACAGACCGACCCCGACGACACAAUCCCGACGAUCGACGACCGAAGUGGCAGAAGCCAGAUGGGAAGGGCAGCGGCUACCGCCCGGACAAGCGCAUCCGCGAGGACAAGGACAACGACAGCCAAAACUGGUUCACGAACGCGGAGGACUACCAGCUCACCGACCAGAUAUCGGGGGAGGAAGUCCGUCGCCUGCUGGCCAUCCUAACCCGCCUUUGUCUGCGACAGGAGGACGACAUCGCCGCCACACGGGCAGACAGCGCCUUCCUUUUCUACAUGGAGACCAAGCCGGACCCGGAGCUAGCCUCGAGCCCAUACCAGCCGUUCGCCAACAACUUCUAUGCCGUAGCACAGCGAUGGCAGCAGAUCAAGGAGAACACGCCACAGAAACUGGAUCUGUCCCUUCGCUCCACCUUGCUGCUGGCCUACAUGACCGAAUUCCACGAACGCCUGAGCCACGCCAUCGAGCCGAAGAACAAGGAGAUCUGCGUGAAGGCAGGCUGGAUGCAGGAGACGACGAACGCGACUCCAUGCUGGACUUACGCGAAGUGGGACAGCGAGAAGAAGGUGAGCAUAGUGGAUACGAGCAAGACACCGGUGGCCCACUCGAAGAUCCUCGACGCUGUAGCGCACAGCUUGAAGCUGCUCGGAGAUUCGAGCCUGAUACAUCGAUUCAGGGCGACCCGCCCACUCGCAGAGACUUACGAGUCCAACAUCCUCACGUUUCUGAUGCUUGUGAGCAACAGGGGCCAGGAGGCAGAAAAUCUCUUCUCCACGAUGGCCCUCCUGACAGAUUGCAAUGCCACCCAGCUUAUGCGCACCCGGUUUGCCAAGGAGAGACUUCGUCGCCAGCCGUUGGCACAGGUUCUUCAGCGCGAGGCGUACAACCUCCUCAGAGCAACGAAUCCGCACAGCAGCAACUCCGGUGAGAUUGCUGAGAAAGCCGAUGAUUGUUUUGGUGCUCAGGUACUGCGCGCAAACCUGUCUACGUACCAGGCCUGCUCAACUGGGCUGGCCUUCUGA